AACGUUCAUUUGGUUUCCCGCGCCGCGCGUCUGUUCAAAGUUUGACUUCCAAACAACAACUGGCAUCUAAAAGUCUAUAGUUUAACGCGACUAGAAGCCUUUUUUGAAGCCAAAUAUUGGCGUCUGGCUUACAGAAUGCCUAGUCAUUUUACAGGUAUCGAUAAUGCUUCGGCAAAGCUCCAGAAAAUGAAGGAAUUUGUUGAUAAUGGAAUGGCGGCCACGCUUGAUAUUGCGCUGGACUUGGAAGAGCGAAAAGAGGGUAGCGACGGAGUCAAAGAGUUAAAAGACUUGAUGGUCCAAUACGUUCACAUGGAGCGAGAAAUGGACCAAUGGAUGGAUGCCGUGCAGCAAGCUAAGGCUCAGUUCACGCGCGAGUACGACCCUGCGAAAAGUGAAAUCCCAGACAUUGAAACAAUAUUCCAAAAGAAAAUAGAAGACCUUGAAUCAGCCAACAAUGACAAGGACUUGCUAAAUCACAAAAAAAUAGUGGGCUUUGAUAAGAAGAUCUGGAAGGUGCAUCACGAGAAAGAACAAAUGAUCGGUGCUGGUGGAGCAGAGGAUAUGGAUGCGGAUCUCAUCAUGUCACAGGCCACAGUGCAAACAAAAUGUCCAAUCACACUGAAGGAAAUGACUAAACCAAUGUCAAGCAAAAACUGCAAGCACUCUUACGAGAAAGAAGCCAUCGAACACAUGAUCAAGAAGUCGCGUGUGAAGUCCGUGCGGUGCCCUAUAAGUGGGUGUCCACACACACUGACCUUGAAUGACCUGGAGGUUAAUGUUGAACUGGAACACCACAUUGCCAGGAAGAAACGUCAAACAUAAUAAAGUGAAAGUGCUGGAGAGAGUUGAAUAUUAGGUUGAAAUUACACACAUCACUGUUUGACUGCAGUUUUUAACAUUCUAGGAAUUCUCACUAACAAUUUCCACAACCUGAAUCUUGUUCUGGCUUCUGUCAUUCAAAUUCCUUGAAGCAGAUUCAUUGACCAGCACUAAAAAUGGCGUCAAAUCAUGCCACCUCUCCAGGAGGCACUGACCAAUAAAAAAGCUACAAAUGAAGCCUGUUAGUUUGAAUUAUGGACACCAGAAAAUGGUUCAGCAGUUGUAAAUUGUUGGCAAGACUUCACGAAUAUUUGAAAUCGCAGUAAAUUGAUUUACAAUAUUAUCAAAUAAAAUAGUAUGCCUAAUAUGAACAAUUUUGACCAGGUAAUUAGCUGGAUGUGUAACAAUAUUGGUUUUAGUUUUGUUUUUAUGGAUAAAUAUGGAUGUAUUUUUUAGAAAUGUGUUCAAACCCAAGUGCUGCUCAUCAUUUUUUCAGAACGUUUUGUAAUGUUUGUUGAACAACACUGGGAAAUCAAACAAGCUCGAGAGUUUAUGAUUUUUUUUAAAAAAAAUGGUAGACCCAUAUUCCAAGUUUUGUCAUGGGAGGGGAGUAAUCCCCUAAUUCUAUUAUAACAAAAUAUAUAGAUAAAUACUUGAGAAUAGGAAAGAAUAAUAUUUAACUUAUCUCCAAACAUAUUUAAGGAAAAACUAUCACAACAUUCUGGGCGUUCUUGUCAACUCAUCGAAUUUACAACAUGUGGUCAGCGGUGUUGCUUAUAAGGCUGAAAAAAUUGACGCUCGAUCAUAACAAAGCUGUUUUUCCCACAUCCACACUCACGCGACGUUUGUAUACCGCCUGGAAAUCGUCGGUAGCAUCUUACAUCUACUGAGUCUUGACACAUUCAGAACUCCAA
Molecule: messenger RNA, 1733 nt
Organism: Nematostella vectensis (starlet sea anemone)
Lineage: Eukaryota; Metazoa; Cnidaria; Anthozoa; Actiniaria; Edwardsiidae
Product: E3 SUMO-protein ligase NSE2
Exons: 3
Coding region: 136-822 (228 amino acids)
Biological process (GO): double-strand break repair via homologous recombination; protein sumoylation
Cellular component (GO): nucleus; Smc5-Smc6 complex
Molecular function (GO): zinc ion binding; SUMO ligase activity
Source: RefSeq, a predicted model, not a curated record